UAUUAGUUAAGUUGGUCAACCUGAAAAUUGUAAACAUAGGUUUCUGUUUUGUUGAUCUCUGUAUCAGCUGAGUAUUGCUUUCUGCUUAUAGCAGCAAGCAAGUCACUGUUAGUUUUUAAAGUUUCUAAGCGAAAUUUAAUAUUCAAAAUGAAUCAAAUGGUUAAAGACGAAGUGCAGCAAAAUGGAGAUGAUCAACCAUUAACUGUGGGCCAACCUUUGAGUGAAUUCUUAAUGCAGUUAGAAGACUAUACACCAACAAUCCCUGAUGCUGUUACAGCCCAUUACUUGAAUACAGCUGGGUUUGAGCCAAAAGAUCCAAGAUUGUUAAGACUUAUCUCUAUUGCAGCUCAGAAAUUUAUUUCUGACAUUGCAAAUGAUGCUUUGCAACACUGCAAGAUGCGUUCCAGCAAUUCCUCAAGUAGCCAUAAUAACUCAAAGAAUUCCAAGGGAACUAAGGAUAGAAGAUAUUGUUUAACAAUGGAAGAUUUGACACCGGCUUUGGCUGAAUUUGGUAUAACUGUGAAGAAACCUCAAUAUUUUGUUUAAAUAUGUG
Messenger RNA from Nicrophorus vespilloides, 553 nucleotides. RefSeq names its product transcription initiation factor TFIID subunit 10 (gene Taf10). Bases 148 to 546 code for a protein of 132 amino acids. Gene Ontology annotation, molecular function: promoter-specific chromatin binding; RNA polymerase II general transcription initiation factor activity. NCBI's taxonomy places the organism in Eukaryota, Metazoa, Arthropoda, Insecta, Coleoptera, Silphidae. The transcript is spliced from 3 exons. Gene Ontology annotation, biological process: transcription initiation at RNA polymerase II promoter. Gene Ontology annotation, cellular component: transcription factor TFIID complex; nucleus; SAGA complex. The record is from RefSeq and is a predicted model, not a curated record.